CGUCACAAGGUACUCCCAGGUACAGACAUAAAGUCUACACACUAGAUUACACGCUAAGAUCUCAUGACUGUGACGCAGCUUAAAAAAUUAGUUUCUAACUGGAAGUAUAAAUUUGCUCGAAAUUAGGCGAAAACAAACAAUUUUCACUUUUUAGUGAAAUAUUUGUGUCCUAAUAGUGUUUUUAGCAGUGUGGGACACAUAUACGACCGUCAACAGCUCAAAAAAAGGUGUUUUACUGUUUUGUGAGCCUGUAAGUGCAAGUACUUAAAUAAUUUUAUAUUUAGGUCAUUACUAUAACCUUUUAAGCGAAUUCUACUUUUUUGUAGACAAAGUUUAUUGGAUGAAUAACUUUAAGUACAAUAGAGUUUUUGUCUGAUCCUGCACCUGCUCCCAACCUGACUUACUGUUCAGGCUAUGGCAUUUUCUCGUGGCUGCAGUUGCAGGACACUUCUGGUGAGUAUACUGUAAACAUUUCACCCAGUUUUUAUUUUUCGGCUGUUUGUGAAUACAGGAAAACACUGUUUUAAGUAUGUUUCGCUUAAAAUGUAUACUAAAUAGUUCAUGGGAGCUGUUAAUGUAGACAAAUGAGACACGUGAUUAUAUUUAGAAGGACCAACUGAAUUAAUCUUUUUCUUUUUUCUCCACACAGAUAUUGUGAGGUGUUAUUUGUUAGCUUGUUAAAGCUACUUGUAGUUCAACAGGCACAAUGUAUAUUUUUACAAGAGACACAUUCCAGCGCAGAGGACUCAACCUUCUGGAGAAACCAAUGGGGUGAUACUAUACUGUUUAGUCAUGGAACUAUAGAUCUGCUGGCGUAGUCAUAUGCUUGAAUAACUGUCCUGGUAAAGUAGUUAAAGUGAAAGAAGAUAAGGAUGGACACUGGAUUGCUGCAGUUUUGAUGAUUGAAGGUACUCCACUGAUUCUUCUAAAUGUUUACGGAUAUAAUGGUCAAUAUAAAAAGAGAAUUUAGCUGGAAUGCAUUUCAGAAACUAUUAGAGAGUUGAAAACAUUUUUCCCAACUGAAAAUAUGUUGGUGACUUUAAUUGUGUCCCUGAUGAAUGGAUGGAUAGAUUUUCAACAAAAUACGGUUAUUAUGAAAUGAAUGUAUUACAAAUUUUUGUAUUAAUACUUCCCUAAUAGACGUUUGGAAUCAUGUUAACCCUGAAGUAAGGCAAUAUUCAUGGAUUAGACCCAAUGGAAAUUGUAAAACAAGAAUAGAUUUUUGGUUGGUAACCCAAGAAAUUUUUAAAUAUGUUUUGCAAGCUAAAAUCUCUGCAGCUCCUACAACUGAUCAUUGUGUAAUUACUGUCACACUGAUCCCAGGCUCUGAAAGAACAUGUAGGCAAAAAUAUUGGAAAUUUGAUGCAAACUUGUUAAAAGAAGAAUAUUUUUGUGACAUGGUUAAAAAAAUCUUAUAUUCAAUUAUGACAAAUGAUGAGAUAAAGUGAGAAUGUACUCAAUUAAUUAUGGUAAAAUAUUGUGUAAUAAGCAAAAAGAAUUAGAAAAACAGCUGAUAAAAGACAUUAAUGAUUGUUGUAAAAAGGAUUUAUUAUUAGAACCUAUUAAAGAGGAAAUGAUUAGAUUACAAACUAAAUUGAACGAUUUCUCCUUAAAUAUGGCACAAGGGGCAUAUAUACGAUUUAGAGCAAAAUGGAUGGAAGUUGGUGUAAAAAAACAGCUCUUAUUUUAGUAGAUUAGAAAAAAGUAGACAGAAAUGCAAUUACCACCUUAAAUCUAAAUAAUAAAAUUGUAACUGAUCCAAAAGAAAUAAGUAAUGAGAUUUUUAAAUUUUAUCAAAGCCUAUAUUCAUCAUCAUUUUCCAUGAAAAUUUCUGAGAAUUUCUUCAAAAAUUCUAUAAUUUUAUUCCUAAAAUUGAUGAAGAUUUUAAAAUGAUAUGUGACUCUGAUUUAAAAAUUGAAGAACUUGAUGCUGCUAUUAAAAAAAUGGCUUUAGGUAAAUCACCAGGUCAAGAUGGACUUGCAACUAACUUUUAUCUUUUUUCUGGAAUGAUAUGAGAGAAAUGCUCUUUAAAGCACUAAAAGAAUGUUUAGAAAGUAAUACACUACUAACUACAAUGAAACAGGCUAUAAUUAUUUUCAUACCUAAACCAAAAAAGACAACACUCUUAUUGAUAAUUUAAGACCAAUUACUUUACUUAACAUUGAUUACAAAAUAUUCACUCAUGCAUUAGCUAGUAGACUUAAAGGUGGUAUAGGUAAAAUUAUUAGUGAUACACAAUCUGGGUUUCUUCCAAAUCGACUAAUACAUAAUAACAUUCGCAUGGUGUUAGAUUUAUUAGACUAUUCACAUUUGAUAGAGGAUGAUGGUAUAAUACUAUUUCUGGAUUUUCUAAAAGCUUUUGAUAAACUUGAACACCCUUUUGUUUUUCAGUCUCAACAAUAUUUUGGGUUUGGCACAAAAUUUAUUAAUAUUCUUUCAAUGUUGACAAUAUAACAAAUAACAAGUGCUGUUUUACUUCAAUCGGGUACUACAAAGAGAUUUGAUAACAGAAGGGGAAUACGACAGAGAGAUCCAGUCAGCCCCCUUCUUUCUUACUUGCUGCCGAAUUAUUAGCACUGUAUAUUAAAAUAUUAAGCCAUUAAAAGUAGAUCCUUGGUAAUUACACAAUUAGCUGAUGAUACAACUUGAUUUCUGAAGGACUCUAAUCAAAUACCGAUUGCCUUAAAGUCUAUAUCAUUGUUUUCUAAUGCUUCAGGGUUACAUUUAAAUUUGAAAAAAUGUGAGAUUCUUCACAAUAAUACAUAAAACUCAUUGUAUAAUAUCCCAAUUAAAAGCUAAAUAACAUACUUGGGAAUAACUAUUACAAAAAAUUUUAGGGACAGGGAAAAUAAUAAUAUUCAUACUGUUGUACAGAAAAAUAAAAAACAUUAAGUAGCUGGUUACAAAGAAAUAUUUCAAUUUUGGGGAGAAUAUUAUUAACAAAAAUGGAAGCAAUAUCAAGAUUAAUCUAUCCAGCAUAUUCCUUAGGUGUACCAGAAAGAUGUAUUAAACAAAUUAACAGAGUUCAUUAUGAGUUUAUUUGGAACAAUAAGCAACAUUUAAUUCGAAAAAAUGAUUUGGUAAAGUUAUCAGAGGAAGGGGGGUUGAAUGUUAGUGAUUUUGGCGUUAUAAAUGGAGUAAUGAAGUUAAAAUGGUUACAAAGCUUUGUUAAAGGUGAACCGUCUUUAUGGUUUAGCAUCCCUUUUCAUAUUUUUCAAAGGAUGGGAGGAAUUUCUUUUCUUCUAAAAUGUGAUUUUGACUUACUAAAAUUGCCAUUUAAAUUGUCUGGUUUUCAUGCAGAAGUGUUACUAUAUUGGAAGAUGUUGUACAAGCACAAUUUUACUCCACAUAAUGUUAUCAUUUGGAAUAACAGGUGUAUUUUUCUACAUGACAGGAAAUCUUUAUUUUUUAAAGACUGGUUUGGCAAAGGAAUUUGGAAUGUAAUUCAUUUAAUGGAUGAUGAUGGUAAUAUGUUGAGCUAUGAUCAUUUUAGGUUAAAAUUCAAUUGUAAUUGUGCAUAUAGAGAAUUCUCUUUGGUUGUCAAAGCUAUUAAUGUAGCUUUGAGGAACUUAGUUAAAGGUAUAGUGCAAUACUCCUCUGUAAUACCUACACUAGUUGAUUUGUUUAUAAAUAAUUAUUCUUUUUUGGAUAUUAAACGUAACAACAAGGUCUUGAGAUCACUACUGACAAAAGAAUAUUUUCCUCUUCCUGUUAAAAGAAAAGUUUUAUCUGAGAGAUUUUCUAAAGCGAACACUAUUGAUAUUAGAAAAAGAUACCUGUCAUUUCCCUUGUUACCUAAAAUGAAAGAAGUACAUUUCAAAACAAUUAAUGACAUCUAUCCAUGUAACGAAUUUCUUAGAAUAAGAUUUCAUUUAGACAGUAAUGCUUGUAUUUUUUGCUUGAAAGAUAUAGAAUCCCAUGAACAUCUUUUUUAUAGUUGUUCCAGUGUCAAAUCCUUUUGGGACAGAUUGUAUUAGUGGUUGAUAACUAAAAAUGUAACACCUGCGUUUGACUAUCACAUUGUGAAAUUUGGCAUUUUUAUGAAAAACAAGGAAGUUAAAUUUCUAUGUAAUAAUAUGUCGAUUGUAGCAAAAUUUUAUGUACACAAAUGUAGAUUUGUUAAAGUUUCUCCUUGUUUCAAAGCAUUUACAAAUUAUUUCAAUAUAUUAUAUAAAUCUAUAAAACAAGUAAAAACAAAAGGUGCCUUAAAGCUCUCUAAGCUUUUGUCAACAUAUAUGGACUGACCCCUCUGAAUGUAAUGUAUUUUCCUUUGUAUUAUUUAAGGUUUAUUUUUAUGUUAUUAUUAAUUUGUACUGUUUUGUUUAUUAUAAGCUGCUUGGAUAUAAUGAUAUAUAUGUUUAACGAUGGAAGUUGAAAAUGCCUGUUUGUUUUUUGAAGUUUAAAUAAAAAAAAAAAAGUUCGUCAAGAGAAUAAUAAAAUACGAGAUUGCUAGAAUAUAAAUGUGUCACUGUGGUAUUGGAUAUACACAAUUUAUCAAUAUAUAUAAACAUGUAGCCUAUCAAAAAAUAGAAGUGCAAGUCACUGAUGAUAUUUUAAGCAUGAGGAUUAAAAUAUCAGCCAUACUUAUUAGAGUCGAGUAAAACCAUUCAUUUAUACAUUCAUUAAAGAAUUUACCCAUACAAAAUGUCAACCUCAACACUGUCAGUGAAACAUAUACACACGCACGCAGUACAAUAAAGAAUGAAUGAAUAAAUUAGGAGCAAAAAUAUUAUGUCAAUAGAAAAAAAAAGCAUGCAUCCAAAAUCAAAAGAAUGCUGAGUUUAUACGAAGAACGAAACCGGCAAAAAUAAAUAAAUAAAUAAAUGAAUAAAUACGCAAAAAAAAAAAA
Messenger RNA from Danio rerio (zebrafish), 4849 nucleotides. The record is from RefSeq and is a predicted model, not a curated record. Lineage: Eukaryota; Metazoa; Chordata; Actinopteri; Cypriniformes; Danionidae.